CUUAGUCACUUAACAAAGAUGGUGUCCAAGACUACAUCGACGUUAAAGGAAUGAUUCCGAAUCGAUUACUGAUCGGAAUAUCCCGAACUGAAAUCGAGACUGGUUCAUAAUGGCGGACAUUGAUUGUAAACGUCCGAAAAGAGUACAUAUUUGGAUAAAAAUGUAAAUUUUGAAACAAGAGGUUAAUCAAUCUGUGAUGGCGACCGGAGGUGGGACGAUUGCACCACAAAGACCAAAGAAAGACACAAAAAUGGACGAUACAAACUCGUUUAAGAUAACAGGAAAGGGAUAUAGUACAGACAGACAGACAGAUCAGGGUGCUAGUAAUUUGUCAUCACCUAAGUCUUCGUCAAGGCCGUUAUCAGGGACCACAAGUAAUUCCGAAGACAUUGGAGAACUUGGCGAGCCAAUAGGUAGUUUUCAGUUACCAACAGAAGCUAUGGAACUGCUACAAAAUGUGAUGCAAGUCAACAAAGACCUCGAGGAGCAAGUAGUUGCUUUGAGAUUAAGAAUAGACGUUGAACAAAAAAACCAAGAGACAGAAAAAAAGAAAGUUGUUCACGAAAAAGAUCGAGCUCUUAAAGUGAAAGAUCAUGAAAUAAAUGAAUUAACGGAAUCAAUUUCUGUUCGAGAUUAUAGGAUUAAACAUUUGAAUAAAGAAAAAGAAGAGCAGAGUCAACAGUUAUUAGAGAAAAUUGACGAAAUCACUGAAUUGAAAUCGCUCGUAGAACAAACCGAAGACUACGCGAAAGAUUUAAAUAGAAAAGUCUCAAAACUUAGGGAAGAAAAAAGACAUCUUGAAUCAGACACGUUGUACAAAUCUCAGAGUGAAGAAAUAAAGAAGCUAAAACAUGAACUUCAUUCUGUAAAAGACAAACUAGCUUCCAUGCAAAAUGAAUUGACUCGUGCUAGACAUAUCAUAGAACAACAAAACAUGAAAAUUAAAAAUCUUGAAUAUGAAAAGGGAGAAAUGAACUCACGGUUUCGAGACGACUUAGAAAAGGCUUCACGUGCUAUGCGUCAAGAAGUAGAACGAAUGAGAGAGGUUAUGAAACAACAAUACGAAGAGAUGAAAAACUUGAGAGCUCAGAAUUACGAAAUAUCUAGCGAUGUACGGGACAUAAAAGACAUCUUGCUUAACUCCAGGGAUAGUACAACAAAACGAGAGUCGUUAGACAUUAACCGGUUGCCCAUGGCACCAAGAAGUCCGAAGCCCGCAGUUCGUUCUUCUAUGCCUAAUAUGAAAAUAAACAAAGGUGCUAGUAAAAACUUAAGUAAUUUGCCUCCGUUAGAAAAAGAACAAACUGCUGGUUCAAAAUGGAUUCCAGCAGGUGCGAGACGUUCUAUGAAUAUGUCUGCUAAGCUCAAACGACCAGACAAGUGAUGUUUCUUAGUUAUUUUAUUGUGCCAAUUCUUGUGUUCAUACAUGAGGAACCUAUCUUAAUUUAUGUUCCUAACAUAGUUAUACAUUGUUGUAUUUGUUCCGUUUGCAUUGUUUAUCAAAGGUGCAAUUGCCAUUACAAACUUCAUUUUUUACAAAACUUUUUAUCAGUAGUUCUGCGCUGCCUUUACUUAAAACUCGUUUUCAGUUCUCAAGGCAAAAAUAGACUGCUUUUCGCGUAUCGGAUACGAGUGGACUGAAUUUGCCACGAUUACGAAAAAAUAUUUUAAUUUACAUAGUCGUAUUUCAUUUAAAUUUACAUUAAAAAUUACGUUGUUAGAAGAUUGUGGGAAGAUUUUCCUAGCUUCUCGUUAAGUGUAAUUUCGAAAGGUUUCGUGAAAAUAAAAUAAAAGCAUUUGACCAUACAAAUUGGUUUGACAAGUACUUGGUAAAGGAGAAAACAGAAAUGAUAUAUUCUUUUAGAUUAGACUGAAUUAAGAUGAAUGUUUCAGUCGACAAAAGUUUUAUAAAUGUUUAUCCACUUGUAGAGUUAAUAAUUCAAUGUCUGUGAUAGAAAGAGUGUGAUAUUGAUAAUGCUGUGAUAAUGCUAUUGCUUCAUUUCAGAAUCUUAAUAUAAAUUUAUAAACAUUUUA
This is a messenger RNA of Mytilus californianus (California mussel), 2034 nucleotides long. RefSeq names its product serine/threonine-protein kinase MRCK beta-like. The transcript has 3 exons. The record is from RefSeq and is a predicted model, not a curated record. Lineage: Eukaryota; Metazoa; Mollusca; Bivalvia; Mytilida; Mytilidae. Bases 197 to 1384 code for a protein of 395 amino acids.